ACCUGCAGAUACUGCACCAUCAAUGGCUCAAUCACAAGGGAAAUCAAAGUUGAACGAUUCUCCGUCAAUGGCUCAAUCACCAGGGAAAUCAAGCUUAGAUGAUUCUCCCGAUUAUUCUGCUGAUUCUUUACAUUCUGGUUCUGUAUCAUUUGGAAGAUUUGAAAAAGAACCCUUAUUUUGGGAGAGGAGGUCAUCUUUCUCGCACAAUAGAUAUCUUGAAGAGGUUGAGAAAUUCUCGAAACCAGGUUCAGUAAUUGAGAAGAAAGCUUAUUUUGAAGCUUAUUUUAAGAAGAAGGGCAUUCGGUUUCCAGGUUCAUCUGAGGUUCAUUAUGGGGGAGAAAAUCAAACUAGUGAGAUUGAUGAUGCGGAGAAUGAGCGUUAUAGAGAUGAAUCUAAUAAUGUGAAUGAGGUUGGUUGUUAUGAUCGAUUUGAUAAGAGUAGCUUUGACGAGGUGGGUUGCAGAGAAGAAUUUGCUUAUGGGAACCAAGGAAGCCAAUUUGAUUAUGAUUAUGAAAAUGAACGGGCCAAGUUUGAUCAUGCUAAUGAAGGUAGCCAAUAUGGUGAUGAAAAUGAAAACGUGCAGUUUGAUCAUGAAAUUUUAGGAGGUCGCUAUGCUCCCUUCAACAGGAGCCGUGAAUGUUCAGAAUAUCUCUGUGAGGGUGAAGUAAUUGAGUGUGAAACAGAGGGUCAUAGCGUUUUAUCUUCCAAGAUUCAGGUGGAAGCUGAGGAAGUGAAUGCUGAUAUUGUGGUGGGCGAUUUCCCUAAAGUGUUUGAGGAUGAGGAAACGGAUCAAAGUGGAAUUGGAUUGGGUAAGCCACUUAAAUAUGAUGAACCAGAAAAAGAAGUAGAACAGAAUCUUAAUGAUUCUGUAGUUCAUGUUGAUGAAUCAUUUAAGUCCAUUGAUUCAUCACCCAAAAGUGGACGAGUUAGGGAACCUGACGCUGCUGGUUCAGAAGAUCAAAAGAAUAUUGCCCCAAAGUUUGAGGCUUCUGUGGAAGGUAAAUCUGUCAAACCCAGAUUGAAGUCCCAGGUUAAGCCCAGUUCCUCCCCCAUAAACAUAUCUUAUGGUACACCAAAAACUGCUGCAAAGGGUCAGAUUCAAACGGAAAAAGAGACUCCAGGGAGAAUGGUAACAAAAAAGUUAUCAUCAAAAGCUGCCACUCCAGCUAGACGUCCAUUACACAAAUCUUCAAUAAAAGAGGAGUGCAAAAGAUCAAAUGGAAAAUUUAAUGUUGAGAACAAAAGUGUAAAAGGAGGACCAAGGGUAAAGAAAGCAGUUGAAGCUCCACCUUCUCAUUCAAAUAAAACUCAACCUGUAGCACAUCAAACGCCAAGCAGGCUUCGUCAGAAGGUCUAUUCACCACUGCCAGACAAAAAGACGGUAUCUGCAGCUUUCAAUUUUAAAAGUGAUGAGCAAGCAGAAAGGAGGAAAGAGCUUUGCAUGAAGUUGGAAGAGAAGAUGCAUGCAAAAGAAGCUGAGAUGAACCAGAUCCAAGCAAGAACCCAGGAAAAGACUGAGGCUGAGAUUAAACAGUUGCGGAAAAGCCUUAAUUUCAAAGCAAAACCCAUGCCUUCCUUCUAUCAUGUUGCUGCAACACCAGGAUCUAAUGGAAGCAAGGUACGUUAGAAUAAUAACUAUUGGUUUCUUUUCUGAUGCCCUUACUUUCUUGUGUUCGGUGGGUCAAAUUUUCAGUUCUAUCUCACCCAGUAAGGACUUAUGAAUCACAGAUAUGAACGGACAUGGCUGCAUAUUUAUAAUUCACUUGUCUGCACAAGAUAAGAAACAAUUGAAUUCUAG
This is a messenger RNA of Rubroshorea leprosula, 1798 nucleotides long. Lineage: Eukaryota; Viridiplantae; Streptophyta; Magnoliopsida; Malvales; Dipterocarpaceae. The record is from the annotation of a GenBank genome assembly.